Molecule: messenger RNA, 1962 nt
Organism: Candidula unifasciata
Lineage: Eukaryota; Metazoa; Mollusca; Gastropoda; Stylommatophora; Geomitridae
Source: the annotation of a GenBank genome assembly
AUGGCUGACCCUAUCUCCAUCCUGAGUCCACACAAAAGCAAUAAGGGACCUAAACGUCCCCGGAGUGUGGUCUGGUAUUACUUUGAUAAAUUAGAGUCACAGAGAGCCAAGUGCCGGAUGUGCCAAGCUACCUGCCACCACGCCAACAAUACAUCCAACCUGUUCAAACAUCUGCGGGUCAAACACCCAACUACGUACAAAGAAGCAGAAUGUCAAAGAGAUGCAGAAAUGGAACUGUACCUAGAACUCAAGGCCAAAUCUGGCAGGCCCAUUCCCAGAACAGGAAUCAGAGGCAGACGGCCCAAGUCCAUGAUUCAGACUCCAGCUGCCCCAAUUGUGAAAGCCGAAGACACAUCGUUAUUACUCAGCAAUAACAACAAUAAUAACAACACCAGUACAUCUCCCAAUCUGAGAAAGCCGUACACCACAGAGAAAGUUAAACAGACCAUGAUGAGAUCAUUACUGAAAAUGAUAACAGUGGAUCUUCUACCUCCAAGCAUUGUCAGUGGCAAAGGCUUCCGAGAAUUUGUCCGCACCCUCGACUCUCGUUUUGACCUUCCGUCUAAGAAAAUGAUCACCAGGAGCCUGCUGCCGGAGUUGGCGGAGGAGACCAAGCACAAGAUCAAGCUGGAUGUGGUAAUUGCUUCCUACUUUGCCCUGACAGUGGAGUCUUGGGAUUACCAUGAGGUGCAGACUUUCAUGACCGUGUCUGCUCAUUUUAUCAAAGAGUCCUGGGAGAUGUGCAGUAUUGUUCUGGAGACUUUGGACUGCACAGAGGAGAAGACAGAAACGAAUGUUGCUACAAGCUUCAAGCGCAUCACAGAUGAGUGGGGGAUCUCUGAUCGAAUAAUUGCCUUGAUAGCAAACACGGUGGAUGAUGUCAUCCCCAGCGCUACAUUGAUCAACGGAUGGGAGGAACUUGCUUGCUUUGGCAACACCAUGAACCAAGUGGUUAUGAAUGCUUUGAUGUCUGUGGCCGAACUGAUGAGGGUACAGAAGAAGACCAGUGAUGCAGUGACCUAUUUUGAGAAAAGCAUCAAAGCCUCGGACACCCUUUCAGCAGUCCAGCAACAGCACAGUUUGCCGGUUCACAAGCUAAAGCAGGAGAGCCCUCGCUGCUGGAUGUCCAUUUAUAUCAUGUUUGAGCGCAUGGUGGAGCAGUAUGAAGCCGUGAAUACAGUUCUUUGCUUUCUGGGGAAAGAUCACAUGUGUCUGUGUGAUGAUGAGGUGGAGCUGAUCCGGUGUGUCAUCGAGGUUCUGAGACCCUUUGAAGCCGCCACAAGAGAGCUGUGCACGGAACAGUACACUUGUAUGUCAAAGGUGAUUCCCAUUGCCACUUUGCUGCAGCAGGUCACCUCUGCUGGCAUCACCACUCUGCCUGGACCACAGUCUGCCCUGAAGAAUGCUUUAAUCACACAGAUGCAAGCACAGUUCACCAAUGUGGAAAAUAAUUACAAACUUGCCGUAGCUACUCUUUUAGAUCCUCGAUUCAAGCGCCAUGCAUUCACAGAUGCCUCGGCUCUGGAACUUGCCCAGCAACGUCUUCUCAAUGAAAUCGCUGCAGUGGUUCAAAACCUGGACACACAAACUUUGGGUGGGGAUAGUUCUACAUUUGUAGUAGAUAGUUCUGUAUCUUCAUUCUGGAAUAUGUUUGACCGAAAAGUUUCGGAGGCUGGUGCUAUGAAGACUUCAACAUCUGAAGCAGAGAAUGAAUGUCGGAGGUACUUCAAAGAAGCCAACAUCCCUAGAAAUGCGAACCCAUUAAACUGGUGGAAACUCAAUGAAGUUCAGUUCCCUCAUUUAAAAGUGCUUGCUCAGAAGUACCUCUGCAUUCCAGCCACCGCCACGGCCUCUAAUCGUUUGUUCACGAAAGAAGGUGAAUUGAUCGCCAAGAGACGGGAGCAGAUUCAGUCAGAUCAAGUUAACACAAUGAUCUUCCUCAACAAAAAUCUGGAAUGUUGA